This is a messenger RNA of Lampris incognitus (smalleye Pacific opah), 2107 nucleotides long. RefSeq names its product tetraspanin-18-like. The record is from RefSeq and is a predicted model, not a curated record. NCBI's taxonomy places the organism in Eukaryota, Metazoa, Chordata, Actinopteri, Lampriformes, Lampridae. The transcript has 9 exons. Gene Ontology annotation, cellular component: membrane.
UGCCGUUAGAAACAGUUAGCGCACCGAGUCUCUGCUGCCGACACCGCAGUCACAACAAAACUGGCCUAAAUAGUUUCACAGCAAUCGUGGGAUUUAUUAUUAGUUGGACUCUGCUGGGCUUAGUGUUGCUCGGAGUCCAUCCCCCCUAUCGGCAUUUCUUUUGCGAUUCUGUACUUAUUCCAUUAUCGCAAAUAUCAACUGACAUCUUCGGUUGGGGGAAACAAAACGGAGAGACGGGGUAGUUAGCGCCUAGCUGCACUUUGGAGCUCAUGAAAACAGGAGGGGUGUGAGAACCAAGAGGACCCAUCAGUUUCGUCUAAACACGAGACAACACAAAGUGGACACACAUGGGGCAGGGAGAAGCUUCAGCGAGAGGGACGACCAUGGAGGGGGACUGUCUAAGCUGCAUCAAGUAUCUAAUGUUUGUCUUCAAUUUUCUCAUCUUCCUCGGGGGAUCCUUCCUCAUGGGGGUGGGAGUCUGGGUACUUGUGGACCCCACAGGCUUCAGAGAGAUCGUGGCAGCCAACCCACUGCUGUUCACGGGUGUCUAUAUCAUCCUGGGCAUGGGAGGCAUGCUCUUCCUGCUGGGCUUCCUGGGAUGCUGUGGAGCUAUCCGUGAAAACAAGUGUCUGCUCCUCUUUUUCUUCAUGCUUAUCCUCCUCAUCUUCCUAGCCGAGCUGGCUGCUGCCAUCCUUGCCUUCAUAUUCCGGGAACAUGUGAGUCGACUCAAGAAUAACUUCACCAAGGAGCUGAAGAGACACUAUCAGGGCUACAACAACACUGACAUCUUCACUUCUACAUGGAAUGCCAUCAUGACUACAUUUGACUGCUGUGGAGUGAAUAGCCCAGAGGAUUUUAAAGAAAGUCUUUUCAAGCGGAUCAACCCAGAUGACAUGGUGCCAGCAGCCUGCUGUCAGAGGGUUAGCAGCCUGGGGACAUGGCCCAGCUCAGCCUGAAGAAGUGCCUCUCGGGCGAUAUGAUGUUUCGCCAAGAACAAGGGCUGUUACUCUGCUGUGGUCGACCACUUUGAGCUGUACAUCUACGUGGCGGGAGCCCUGGCCAUUGUGGUGCUGACUAUUGAGCUCUUUGCCAUGGUCUUUGCCAUGUGUCUCUUCAGGGGGAUCCAGUAGAGCUGCUUCACCAGCGAACUUUUUAAAAAGGGAAACCAGGAGAUAAGAAGAAAGGAAAAAGAAAAAAGACGAAAGACGGACACUUGUAAAUCUGUUGUUCUCUUUAUAUAUCAGCCAAGUGGUGGAAAAACAGCCCUCAAACUCCUGUACUUCACAGCUGGACCUUUGAGGUACUGGAUGUCAAAAACACAAACCGUAAAGAAAAUGGGAGAUCAUAAAAAAAUGAUGUGAAAUAUUUUGUGUGUAAAGUGAAAACAGGUAACUUGGUGGACCAGGUCGAGCAUAGACCGGGCGUAAAGUGGACCGGGCACGAGGAGGAGCCUGAGUAGAAGACACUGCACUGACUUUUGGAUGAAGAAUAUUUAUACUGAGUAAAGUUGGCUUAACUGUACAGAAAAUUUGUGUUUAAGGUACACUUCUGCUGUCACUCCAUUUUCUCGCAUACACAAUAUCACACUGCCUUCAUCCACAUACCACUGUUAGAGUCACACUUCUUUUGGUGCUGUAUAAUAAAAGCCUAGUGUGUGUGUGUGUGUGUGUGUGUGUGUGUGUGUGUGUGCGCGCGCGCGUGUGAGAGAAAGAGCGUGACAGUGGUAAGAGUGUGCAUACACUCUUGCGUGAAUGUGUGUGACGUGUGAACUAGUUUACUUGUGUGCAUGUGAACUUGCGGCUCUUCGUGACCAUCUGCAAGCUUGAAAGCCAACCUCGGAUUCCUUUUCAUUUUGUAUGGUGUUGUUUAUUGCAAUAGUGGUUUUAUGUGGUUUUAACUGGUGAAAUGUAAGUGUAUACAUUUGUAUUAGAUUCCUGAAACGUUAAUGACAUAAAAUGACAUUCUCAACUUUUGUCCGAGUGUUUUAUUUAAACUGCGACGACUUCGGAUCUUUUUAAUGAAAUGUUACAUGUUAAGUACACCGAGAGAGCCAUGAAACCAGGGUCAAAUUCCAUGUAGUGCAAACCUACAUCGCCAAUAAACAUGA